Messenger RNA from Penicillium waksmanii, 1179 nucleotides. Its product is annotated as putative HAD superfamily hydrolase. Gene Ontology annotation, cellular component: mitochondrion. Lineage: Eukaryota; Fungi; Ascomycota; Eurotiomycetes; Eurotiales; Aspergillaceae. The transcript is spliced from 2 exons. Gene Ontology annotation, biological process: glycerophospholipid biosynthetic process. The record is from RefSeq and is a predicted model, not a curated record. Bases 1 to 1179 code for a protein of 392 amino acids.
AUGUGGCGGUCUCUAAAUCUGCUCCGGUGUGUACCCGGCCAAUACAAUGCUAGCCGUCGAGCUAUUCAGACCGCCAGCGCGUCCCGAAUCCCGAACUUCGCCUUUGCCUUUGACAUUGAUGGCGUCCUCCUACGAGCUUCGAAACCUAUCCCUGGCGCUGCCGAUUCAUUAGCCCUCCUGAAAGAGCAGGGGAUCCCCUUCAUCUUACUUACCAAUGGCGGAGGUAAACACGAGACAGAGCGCGUUGCAGAAAUCAGCGAGAAGCUCAAUGUGUCACUGGAUGCAACGGACAUCGUUCAAAGUCAUUCACCUUUUGCGGAACUAGUCAAGGGACCUGAUGCGGCGAGCGCGCUCGAGAACAAAUGUGUUUUGGUGGCUGGAGGUGAUGGCGACAAUUGUCGACGAGUGGCGGAGCAAUACGGUUUCAAGAAUGUCGUGACACCGGGUGAUAUCUUUAUGGCCAAUCCCUCGGUUUGGCCCUUCUCGAAGAACUUCUCGGAUCACUAUAAGACUUUUGCCCGGCCGCUUCCUAAGCCGCUCGAUUCCACCGAUAUAACUAAGGGUCUCAAGAUUGAUGCUGUCUUUGUAUUCAAUGAUCCUCGUGACUGGGGACUUGAUACCCAAGUGAUUAUGGAUCUCUUGCUCUCGUCGCAAGGCCACGUCGGUACGCUGUCAGAGAAGAACGGCCGAACCGACCUGCCCAACCACGGCUACCAGCAGGAUGGUCAGCCACAUUUGUAUUUCUCCAAUCCUGAUCUUUGGUGGGCAGCAGCCUAUCCUCUGUCACGUCUUGGCCAGGGCGGGUUCCGAGAAGCACUCGAGGGUGUCUGGGCUGCGGCCACCGGUGGACCCGGCAAAGGCAUUGAGCUGAAGAAAACCGUGAUCGGAAAACCAUACCAGGGGACGUACGAAUUCGCCGAAAGGCAGCUGCUCCGCAACCGGUCCAAGGUCUUUGGCACAGAUCUGCCACCCUUGCAGCGAGUCUAUAUGGUUGGGGACAACCCGGAAUCGGACAUUCGGGGCGCAAACUCCUACCGCAGUGGGUCCGGCAGCAGCUGGGAGUCCAUUUUGGUCCGGACUGGUGUCUAUACUGGAGGCGAUCCUGCAUGGACUCCUAAAACAAUUACCGAUGAUGUACAGAAGGCUGUUCAAUGGGCACUGAAAUCUUCAAAGUGGUGA